This is a messenger RNA of Sardina pilchardus (European sardine), 2385 nucleotides long. RefSeq lists its product as uncharacterized. Lineage: Eukaryota; Metazoa; Chordata; Actinopteri; Clupeiformes; Clupeidae. The record is from RefSeq and is a predicted model, not a curated record. The coding region runs from base 230 to 1201 and encodes 323 amino acids. The transcript is spliced from 6 exons.
AUUGCCCGUGGACUUUCCAGAUGUGAGUCGAAAAAACCCAAACAUCUGCUUUGUUGACUUAAGCCACCACUUGGUGGAGGGGAAGACCACAGACAGGAUAUGUUCACAGCGCUGGACUUUAACCAUUAACGCGCACGCUUGCGCUCUUUAAGUUUGUGUUUUCUCUUGUCCUCGACCCUGUGUGGCCGUGUGAGUUAACCUUUCGUUUAAAAGGAUACUUCUGGUCAGAAUGCCUUGGGAACUGAGUGACAUCGUGUGCAGCCCGGUAUGGGUCAUCUCAACAGUUGUCCUGGGGCUGGUAGUGCGAUCUCAACGGAGAGGCUCUUGGGACCCGCGCGCGUGUAAAGUGGAGCUGAAGGGGAAAACGGCCAUUGUCACCGGCGCCAAUACAGGCAUUGGAAAGUUCAUUGCCCUGGACUUUGCACGGCGGGGCGCACGUGUGAUCCUGGCAUGUCGGAACGAGGCCCGUGGGAACGCUGCCGUGCGCGAAAUCCGCGAGCUGAGCGGGAAUGCAGAUGUGCACCUGCGCCUGGUGGACGUGUCCUCGUUGGAGUCCGUGCGGGAGUUCGCCGCCGCCAUCCUACGGGAGGAAAAGGAGAUCCACAUCCUGGUGAAUAACGCUGGAGCCUCAGGUUUGCCAAAAGGCAUGACAGCAGAUGGGCUGGAGGUUUCCUUUGCAACCAAUCAUGUGGGACCAUUCCUCCUCACCAACCUUCUACUGGACCGUAUUAAGAGCUCAGCUCCAGCUCGCAUCGUGAACGUGUCCUCCGUCAACCACUGGAGGGGGAAAAUGGACACCUCUCAUUUCCACGGGCAGAACCUUGUGUACCGCAUGGACGAGGUGUACAACCACACCAAGCUGCACAACGUCCUGUGGACCAACGAACUCGCCCGACGCCUCAAAGGCUCAGAUGUGACAGCAAACUCUCUGCACCCGGGGGUGGUGAUGACGGAGGUAAUGAGACACUACAGCUGGGUGGUGCGAUUCCUCUUCAACUUGGUUGGAUUUUUCUUCUUCAAGACCUCUGAAGAGGGGGCCGCCAGCACCAUCUACUGUGCGGUGGCCGAGGAGACGGAGGGGAUCUCGGGGAAGUACUUUGACAGCGACUGCUCCCUGGUGCAGCCCUCACCGACCGCUCGUGAUCCCGCUCUCGCCCUCAAGAGCUUUGAGUUUUGCGAGAGGCUGACCUCCAAACUCUGACCUCCACAGACUUUAUGACUGCUCACUCAUGACAUGUGGAGCGGUGGUGGUGUUGUGGUGAAGGAGCUGGGCUAUAGUGUGCAGUAGCCUGAAAGUUGUUAGCGCAAUUCCUGCCCUUGAGCAAGGGAGUUAGGUGCUCCGGGGACAAUGUAAUGACUAUGUAAUCCCUUGUAAUAUAGUUGACAUUUGUAAGUCUCCUCAGAUGAAAAAAAAGUGUCUGCUAAAUGUAAUGUAUAAUAAUGUAAUGACAUGCCCAACACCUCCAGCUUCAGAGACUGAACAUCAAACUAGGGUCCUAUUUUAAAUGAUAAAAUGGCAAAGUGUAAAGUCCAAAGUGUAAAGUCUAACUAGUGCAAUGCAAACAUUGGUUGGUCAACUCAAUGCUCCCAUGCUCCCAUCUAACGAAAGCUUUAGUUCAUGCACAAGACACUUUACUCAUUGCCCGUCAUUGAAAUUAGAGUCCCCAAUCUUUUUUUAAUGUUAUAUUUUAAUGUUGAGAUGUUCAGGAAUGUUUGAUAAUAGUCUGAAGGUAUGUUAGAUUGUGUGAGCUAUGUGCACUGUAAUGAUUCUUAAAGGACUAAGUUAUCUUGAACAGCUACAUUUAAAAGACCCCCAGGGGAAGAAGUUGACUGCCAUUUGAAAUGCUAGUCAGAUGUUGUCAUUUAAAUCAUUGCUCAAUAAUGCAUUUAUCACAUCACAUCACAUCACAUGAUCCUGAGUAAGGAUGACAAAACCCUGCAUCCCACAUCUGCCUCAGUGUUUAUAAGUCGGUUUUUGGUUUCCCCUUUGUCCUCUUUUUGUCUACAGUCAUACCACAGACAUAACAGAUUCAACAGAUAGUGGCAGAUAAUUUGCUAAAUAAAUAAACACAAUGUGAGACAGACACCAGUACACCAGAGUAAAAAGCAAAACCCACGCUUGAGCAGAAGCACAUUGAUCAGAAAAUUCCCUAAAUCAAAAGUAAAAGUAAGCUGUAAGCACACAAAUUAUUAGCCUGGCUAACGCCAUCACGUGGGUUUACCCAGUCUAGUAAAUAAUAGAUGCUUUAAGACUCUUACUUUAGUGUGACAUCUAACCCAUUAUAAAACAUAUAGUACUGUGCUGCUUUUAAUGAAAAAGAAAGCAGUCACAACUUAGGAUAGACUAUUAAGUUCAUGCAGCACUUUAAAACUUGAUGCCUAUAG